Molecule: messenger RNA, 2714 nt
Organism: Folsomia candida
Lineage: Eukaryota; Metazoa; Arthropoda; Collembola; Entomobryomorpha; Isotomidae
Exons: 3
Coding region: 1005-2477 (490 amino acids)
Source: RefSeq, a predicted model, not a curated record
AAGUGAGAAUAAAGUGAGACUAAAGUGAGAUUAGAAUUAAACUAAAAUGCAACUAGAAUGAGACUAAAGUGAGACUAGAAUUAAACUAAAAUGCAACUAGAAUGAGACUAAAGUGAGACCAAAGUGAGACUAGAAUUAAACUAAAAUGCAACUAGAAUGAGACUAAAGUGAGACCAAAGUGAGACUAGAAUUAAACUAAAAUGCAACUAGAAUGAGACUAAAGUGAGACCAAAGUGAGACUAGAAUUAAACUAAAAUGCAACUAGAAUGAGACUAAAGUGAGACUAGAAUUAAACUAAAAUGCAACUAGAAUGAGACUAAAGUGAGACCAAAGUGAGACUAGAAUUAAACUAAAAUGCAACUAGAAUGAGACUAAAGUGAGAAUAACAUAAGACUAAAGUGUGAGACUAGAAUUAUUACUAAAAAUUACUAUCGGAGUUUAAAUGCUAUAUUUUAUAUAAGUAAAUACUAUAGGUCUACGUUUGAGAUUUGUUGACAAUUGUAUUCUAAACAACUCAAAAAUUAUUACGGAUUUUAAAUAUUUGAUGCAUCCUACACUGCUCCAAGUUUUUGAUCCAGUUGUGUUGUAUAAAUACCGGUUUUUUGUGCCAUGAACGAAAGAACGAAAGUGACAUAACACGUUCCCAGUCACACACACACCAUAGUAGAAAGAUUUUGUCAAUUGUAUCCUGAAAUUGCAUGCACGCUGUUCUAUUGUGUUUAUCCAGAAGGAUGUUCAUUCGUAUAACGUACUUAUGUAUCGUUUUAAAGUUGUUUAAACUCGCAGGGAUAAAGUUUGAUCGUGACUGCGAGUCACCUUGAGGAGAUGUUUUACGUGUAUAGUUUUAUUUAUAUUUAGGUAGAUGGACCAUAAAAUAGGCCUAUUAUUGAUUUAUGUAUUAAAAUAUUGGUUGCAUGUUGAACUGCACAAAAUAUUUGUAGUCAUGAUUUGGAUUUGUUGUACAAGAGUUUGUUAAAUAUAAAUAAAGAAAGUGGGCAAGUUCCAUGAUGGCACUACUCUUGAGACGACCUGAAACUUACAUCAUUCAUCGGAACAAAUCCUUGCAGAUUCAGAUUCUUAGAUCUGCAUUUGUUACUACGUUAGUCGUUGCAGCACUUUUUGCUAUAGUAAAGUUUGAUUCAUCAAAUUCACAAAUUUCCGAGGACACACCACCACCCGGAAUUUUGGGACUUUCACAAACCCGUAAAAAUGACGGAGCAGCUAAGACAAAAUCAUCAAAAAUUAUUAUCCUUGAAGGCGACGCAUUUUCUUAUCUCGAUUUGAGCGUGAAUGACGUCCUCCUUCAAACUGAAAAUAAACCAGUGGACGAACUUAUCCUGAAAUAUGUCACCCUCAGCCCGGAAAUAUUUACCGAAAUGUUGCAAACAAACCCACAAAUUUUUCAGACUCUGAAAUCGAUAAAGCUUGAAAGGGUGAAAAUUCGAGGAGCGUCCUCACCCUGGAACUUUACUCUUGGUGUCAAUGUCAGGUUGCCCAUGCUGUCUGAUUUUCAGUUAGACCUCGACAUCGGAUUUCGCAACCAGUACACGGACUACAUGAAAAUGAUAAGUGAAGAGUGGCUCAUGCGAGUUUUGUUUUACAAUACUACGGAUAAAUCUAAUCCUAAGCGUUUCAAAUCCAAUCUUGGCGACAAACUGGUCACUGACCGAGUACAAGUCACCAUUCGGGUUGAUGGAUGGACUGUAAUUUCCUACCGCAAAAGUUCAAAGGUCAAUGAUGGGUGGGAAGUUAGCUUGGGUCUCACAUUUGCCGAUAAGUUGCUCCGCAUGUUGAUAAGAAAUAAUUUAAAAAUCGUCCACUUGACGAUGACGGAGUGCGUCGUGUCCGUCAAGUCGUUUCCAACCUCGCUUCAGUACUUGAACUUGUACCGUGUCAACAUUACGGGGGGCGAUAUUCACACUUUUUUCAAGUCUGCAACGUCACUGACAGAUUUGUACAUUGAACUUCGAAAUUCCACCCUGAACUUGUCCCGAAUUCCUAAAACCGUAAAAACGCUGGCAAUCGGGGACGUCGUGGAUGUUCAAUAUGAUAAACAAGAUUAUUCCGUUAAUGCAGAAACUGUAGGGUUGUCGUUCCCACUGGAUGGGAAAAUUGUAGAAAAUUUCGAAACAAUAUUUCCCAAUGUGAAACACAUCGCAGCGUUCGAACCGCCAUCGAAUAACAGAGUUCAAUACACCUUGCUGAAAAAUAUUUUGAAAACUAAUGCGACUUGGAUUUUGAUGCAAGGAUUUGAACGACGAAACACGACACAAUUUGAAAACGAGAUGGAACAAGUGCUACAGAAUUGUGGCGUUUCUCCAGGACAAAGAAAUUUCUUAAUUUUUAAAGACGAGCGAACCUUCUCCUGGAACGGAAUGGAUCUUGAUCUUGACAAGUUGGCGAAAUUGAAAUUUAGAUAUGCCAUUCUCGGUUGGAACGAGUACAUUAGUUGGGACAUAUUUUCGACCAAAUUGUAAUCUGUAAUAAGGUUCAUAAAAUACGUAACGCAAAAUUGGGGAUUUUUACCCCUCCCUCCCCAUGUAGCGAGUUACACUCCCUUUUUAACAUGUGGCGCAAUUUAGCUUGUACCGCAACAGCGUCUCCACUGUGUUAGGUAUUUUAUGAACGUUCCUUAACGCGCAUUAUUGUUGAUUUCCAUCAAAUAGAAGUGUAUAUACAAAUUUAACAUCCUUUCUACAGAUGUAGAAAAACAA